This is a messenger RNA of Erinaceus europaeus (western European hedgehog), 4228 nucleotides long. It is a transcript of the gene BRAT1, whose product is annotated as BRCA1 associated ATM activator 1. Gene Ontology annotation, biological process: cell population proliferation; DNA damage response; positive regulation of protein phosphorylation. Lineage: Eukaryota; Metazoa; Chordata; Mammalia; Eulipotyphla; Erinaceidae. Bases 525 to 2966 code for a protein of 813 amino acids. The transcript is spliced from 14 exons. Gene Ontology annotation, cellular component: nucleus. The record is from RefSeq and is a predicted model, not a curated record.
ACGUUUCCAUUAAGGCACAUUUCCGUCAAGGCGGCGCAUGCGUGUGAUCUGAUGGGUCGGGCCCGCGUAUGCGAGGCCUAGAGCGUGUGUGGGACGGGGCUAGCGCUGGGCCGGCUUCGUGUGCGCAGGCCGGACGCCGGUGGGGGCGCAGCUGUGCCGGGAACCUAUGCGUGUCGGGGACGGGGCCUUGUUCGGAAAGGGCGGGGCUUGUUUGUACGUGGGGGUGGGGCCAUGCUGCGUUGGAGGCGGGGCUACACAGGCGGGGCUUGGCCGCGUGUGUUUUCGAGGGAGCGAGAUCGGCUGUCGGGACGGGGCUCAGAGGAGGAGGCGGGGCCACGCAUGCGUCAGGGUGUUUGUGGUUGGGGAACCAGGCUGCGUCGGGGCGUGGUUUCGAGGCGGCCUUGGCUGACGUCGAGGCGUGGUUAGAGGGGGCGGACCCAGGCAGCCUGCGUCGGGGUGGUGCUUCGCGGCGCGGGCUUUCUGAGCUCGUGUAGGAGGCGCGUGCUGAUUCCUGCCGGGCCGCCAUGGACCCCGAGAGCUCCCGCCUCCUCCCGGCCCUCUGCGCCGUGCUGGCUGACCCCCGGCUGCCCGAGCCUGAUGACACGUGUCUGGAGAAGCUUCUGGACUGGUUCCGCUCCUUGGCCGCGGCAGGGCCCAGCCUGCGACUACUGCAGGAGCACCCCUGCCUGGUGGAGCUGUUGAGGCGCUCGGCUGAGGGCCCGGAGCCCAGCAGGCCCGUGUUCGCAUUCUCCCUGCGCCUUGCGGGCGUGCUUUCAGCCCAGGAGAGCUGCUUCCAUCUCCUGCAGGCCAAGCUGCUGCCCCUGCUCUUUGGGGAGCAGGGCGCCCCUGGCCGUGAGGCCUGGAUGGCCCCCACAGUGCGCAGCGCCUGGAUCCAGGGCCUGCACUCUCUGGCCCAGCACCCCGGCGCCCUGGGCUUCCUGGCCGAUCUCGGGGCCGUGGACCGCCUGCUCACCCUGCAAGGGGACCCCAGCCUGUUUGUGGUCACGGCGGCCGGGCAGCUCCUGGUGCACGUCCUGGGCCUGGCCCUGCAUAACUGUGGUCCCCCCUGCGGCCCCCCCCUGGACCCCCAGUGGCCUCUGCUCGCCAGCUCGCUGCUGGCUCAGCUGGAAGAGGCCCUGCAGCCCGCGUCCACCCCGCAGCUCCUGCAGGCGUUGGGCGUGCUGACCAACGCAUUCACCUCUUGCCCUGCCCCAUGGGCCCCGGCCCUGUGGGGGAGGCUGAGGCCCGCCAUGACCUGCCUGCUGGAAGGACAGCCCCUGCAGGCCCCCCACGCACUUGGGGACCUCCUGCUCGCCGUGGCCCGUUCCCCAGAGGUGGUCGUUGACCUCGGCCCAUGGGAGAUGCUGGCACUGGUGCUGGGCCGCCUGGAGCCCUCACAGGGCGGGCAGCUGGCCCUGGGCGUGCUGCAGCUGCCAGAGUGCCCCCAGGCUCUGAGGGCCCAGGCCUUCGGCGUCCUCCUCCAGCCCCUGACCUGUGUCCUGAGCACCAGCACUGAUGCCCCAGGACUGCAAGAACUGCCGCCCAGCGCAGUGGGGGGCUCGGCCUCCUUAGACCUGCUACUGGCCUCCCGCUCAGCCUGUGUUGGCCUCCUGUGCUGUGCCCUGGCCCGCCUGGCCCUGCUGCCGCCGCUGCCCUGGCGUCCCUCGCCCUGGCCGCAGGCCUUCCUGCUGGGCGCUGUGGUGGCCGUGCUGCGCUCCUGCAAUGGCCAUGUCCCGAUCUCGGCUGCAGGGGGCCGGCUCUGUGCUGCACUGGUGGGCUGUGAACGGGUGCAGAGGGCAGCCCUGGACCUACUGGGGGCGCUGGCCCAGGAUGCUGGCCCCCCUGAGCUGGUGCUGGAGGUGUGUGGCGUCCUGCUGGAGCACGUGGACAGUCCUGACUCCAGCCCCACGGUCCUGAAGAAGGCCUUCCAGGCCUCACUCACCUGGCUUCCACACGCAGACAAGAAACCCCACCCCUGUGGCCUGCAGGUCCCCGCCCAGCUCUUCCUCCCAGAGCUGCUCCAGGUGCUGCGGAAGCGGCUAUGCAGCCCCAGCUGGGAGGUGCGUGACUCGGGCCUGGAGUUCCUGACGCAGGCUGCCAGCCUCUGGGCCGGCCAGGCUGAUUUCAGGCAGAUGCUCCAGGCCUCUGAGGUGCCCCCACUGGCCAGGCAGCUACUGCGGGACCCCGAGAGCUAUGUCCGCGCCAGUGCCGUGAUCGCCGUGGGCCAGCUGUCCAGCGGGGGGCUGUGGGCCCACCCUGGGGACCAACAGGGGAGCCCGCUGGAGGGGCUGCUGGACAUGCUGGACACGGACCCCGACGCCUUUCCACGCAGGGCCAUCCUGCAGGUGCUCACCGCCUGGCUGCGGGACACCCAUGGCCCCCUGGCCGCCCAUCCUGAGCCCCUGCUGGCUCGUGCCUUCCAGGCCGCCGGACGGGACCCGGACUGGGAGGUGCGGGCACGGGGCCUGGAGCUGGCACGGGAGUUCCUGGUGCAGACACUGGGCCGGAUAGGUGUCCCCUGCCCCUAUGUGCCCACCCCGCUGCUAGACACCCCGCCUGCGGACACCCAGGCCCUGCACCCCGCCUGCCGCACUCGGCUCUUCGAGUUCGUCUUCCCGGCCCUGUUUGACUAUGACCGGCCCGUGGCCCGCGCAGCCUGUGAGCUGCUGCUGCUUCUGAGGGCUCAGACCACCACCUGCGCCACCCCACCACAGGCGGGGGAUACCCCUGACCCCGCCACUGUGGAGGCGGCUCUGCACUGUUGGCGGACUGGCGAGGCAGGCCGGCCCCUGGGGGAGCUAGUGCCCCAGGCUGUGCUGGCCGUGCUGCAGGCCCUGGACCUGGACGACCUUCGGGGCACGCUGGCCGACGGCAGUGACCACGCGGAGAAGAGCCCCCUGUCUCUGCUGCAGGACAUGCUGGCCGCUGCGGGUGCUCAGGGGCACAACCAAGUUGACUGCUACUAAGCCCAGGGGCUGCCCCCACCGGGGGCAGGGACCCGCAUGCCAACUCGUGUUUCCACGGCCGAUGGUGCUGGAGCCAGGUGACUAGACCUGAGUUAGUGCUGCCCACUCCCUCCCCAGAGCCAGAACCCCUAUCUCGAGGUUUAGGUCAAGAAUUCAGGCUCUGGAGGAGCUGGGUCAGCAGGGAGCUGGGUGGGUGGGGGCAGGUCUGGGUAUGCGGGUGACAGCACCGGGACCCGGGAAGCAGGCUUGAUGCUGCAUCUGCUCGGCUUCGGGCUGUCGCCCCAGCCGUCACCAAGUCUCCUCUGGACGGGGGUCAGCUCCCCAGGGUUUUGCCCCUGCCCACAUCUGAGGAGCUGACAGGCCACCUUGCCGGGUGCGUUCGCGUCCUCUGAGUGCUGGAUUCAGUGGCCGUCCAGGCUGAACGCCGCACACUGGGUCAGAACUGCUGCCACAGCUGACACACUCGCUCCCCGAGUGGCUUGUUUUCUCCUCGGAAUCAUUCGCAGUUGGCCGUGCUGCUGAGCUGGUGUCUUGUCUCAGAGCACUAGAGGCAGCCCUGGUCUGGGGGGGGGGGGGUCUGUGGAGAGACCCUCCGGGGCAGCCCUCUGCCCUGGGCAUAGGGUUAGGGUCCCUUGAUGGCCCGGCUUCGCAGUGGGCGGCACAACCCCUGGGCGUCUAGGGCACAACACCCAGGUUAACGGCCUAGGCAGGAGUAGGAAUGGCAGGUCCCUGGGAGCAGACAGACGGCUCCAGCCCUGCCCCCAGGAGCCUGCUGCUGCUCGGUGGAUGGGAGCUUCCCCUAUGCCUCAGAGUUGGCCACCCCAGGCCCUCAGCACCUGGAGUGCUUAGUGGAGAGACCUAAGGGCCUGGCCGGUGACUGCCUAGUGGGACACUACCAUGUAUGGGGACCUGGGUUCGAGCCCCAGCUAUCACAUGGGAACAUCUGCAGGAGGGGAGGCUUCACAAACAGUGGAGUAAUGUUGAGAUGUUUCUUUAGUCUCUCUUUCAUCUGUGUCUCUGUCUUACAAAUAAAAAACAGUCCGCCAGGAGUGGGGGAAUUGUAAUAACACUGGUGGAGAAACAAACCUUAGGAGAGACAUGGAGAGGACUAAGCACAAGGAUCCAGGUUUGAGCCCCUCCUCCCCAUUUGCAGGGGGAAGCUUCACAAGCAGUGAAGCAGAGACCUGCUUUGGUGUCUCUCUCCCUUUCUUCCCUCUCCUAAUCUCUGUCUCUGUCCAGUAAAAUGGGAAAAGUGGCCUCCA